AUGAUUCAAAAUUUAAUUCAGUUUGGCAAAACAAAAAUCGAAAGUUGUCUUAACCAAGCUUUUAGGCAGCACACUUCUAGAUACCGUAUGUUUUUUGGCAAAACAGUAAUUACCGAUACAGAACAGGUCGAUAGUACCCUUAGAGAAAGAGUUGUCAAGAAAUUGUGUGAAUCGAUUCAAGAUAAAGAAGUUGUUCUUUGCUUCGAUAGAUUUUUCUUCUAUCUUGCUAGUGGAUUCUCUUCCCUUUGCAGCUGA
Acanthoscelides obtectus is the source of this 255-nucleotide messenger RNA. The record is from the annotation of a GenBank genome assembly. Lineage: Eukaryota; Metazoa; Arthropoda; Insecta; Coleoptera; Chrysomelidae.